This is a messenger RNA of Notolabrus celidotus (New Zealand spotty), 1654 nucleotides long. Its product is annotated as trichohyalin-like. The record is from RefSeq and is a predicted model, not a curated record. Lineage: Eukaryota; Metazoa; Chordata; Actinopteri; Labriformes; Labridae. Bases 131 to 1441 code for a protein of 436 amino acids. The transcript is spliced from 2 exons.
AUCAUAACAUCAAAGGACUGAUUCAAGCAGGGAGAGUAUAAACCACAGCAGCUCUCUCCAUCAGAAGGAUCAUUUUGAAUCUGUUGUAGGCGAGUAUCAGAGAGACAUCCACACUCAACAAUCAUUCAAAAUGCCCAAAAAAACGCAGAAAGUGGCCAAGGCUGACAAAAGCAGAAGCAAAUGUCAGGAGGACCCGAUCGAUUUUUCCAAACUUCCUCAGGACUUAAAAACACUUGAUGAAGUCUGGAAAAAAGAGAGGGGAAACACUCGUAAAAAGAAUAAAUCCAGCCGCUUGCAAGAGAAGAGAGAAAUGGAGUUGGCUGAACAAAAGUCACAGGAGCAAGAAGAUCAGAAGGAGCUGAUUAAUCCCACUGCUGAGAAAACUCCUGCCGAAGAAGCUGGGUUCAUUGAGACCAUCAAGAACCUGCCACAAGAGCAACUUCUAGACUCAAGUCCUGAGGACUUAAAAACACCUGAUGAAGUCUGGAAUAAAGAGAGGAGAAACACUCAGAAAAAGAAUAGAUUCAGAUGCUUGCAAGAGGAGACAGAAAUGGAGUUGGCUGAACAAAAGUCAGAGGACCAAGAAGAUCAGGAGGAGCUGCAAAAUCCCACUGCUGAUAAAACUCCUGCCCUACUAGAAGCUGAGUACAUGGAGACCAUCAAGAAGCUGUCAAAAAAGGACCUUAUAGAGGAGUGUCUGCAGCUGAGGAAGGACUAUGUAACCACCGAACAGAAGCUGAAGAAAAAACUUCAGAAGGAGAAGACUCAGAGGAAACUUCUCCGAGAAGAGCUGGAGAUGAAGAAAGCUUCAAACACUGACGUCCAGGAGAGUGAGUCCGAGGUCCCUGCUCAACAACAGCAAGCUGGUCUCCUAAACCCUGAAACUGAGGAGAAAUUAAAGUCUCUGGAAGACAGGGUGCUGAACGACCAGCGAGAUAUCACCAACCUGACAGCUGAACGGGACACCCUGACGGCUGAACGCGACACCCUGACGGCUGAACGGGACACCCUCACACAAGAGAUGGCAGAGAUCAACAUACUGAAGGAAGAGGCCAUCAAGAAGCAGGAGGAUCUCUUGGAGGAGAACGAGGAGCUGAAACAUGAACUCAGCCUCAAGAAAUGUCUUCACCAGGAGAAUGAGGAGCUGAAACAUGAACUCAGCCUCAAGACAUGUCUUCACCAGGAGAACGAGGAGCUGAAACAUGAACUCAGCCUCAAGAAAUGUCUUGACCAGGAGAACGAGGAGCUGAAACAUGAACUCAGCCUCAAGACAUGUCUUCACCAGGAGAACGAGGAGCUGAAACAUGAACUCAGCCUCAAGAAAUGUCUUGAACAGGAGAAUGAGGAGCUGAAAGAGAGGAUCAAAACCAGCCAGGAAGAGUUCAACGCUGAGCUCCAGCUUGCAAAACAGAACAGAGGACACAGAGAUCAACAGUAUUGAGACCGCAACGACCGUAACACCCCAGGAAGAGCCUGAAGCAUUGACUCCAGUCAGUGAGACAGUGACUCCAGUCAGUGAGACAGCAACUCCAGUCAGUGAGACAGCGACUCCAGACACUGAGACAGAGACUCCAGCCGCUGAGACAGAGACUCCAGCUGCUGAGACAGAGACUCCAGCCACUGAGACAGAGACUCCAGACACUGAGACAGAGAC